AAAAAAGCACCACUAUUCUCUCCGCUCUCAGUUUCUCCGCCCGCGCGGCCGCGCCCGAGGCCCCGAGCCGACGAGAAAAGCGCUAACCGAAAAGGGAGAAGACAGAAAGGGGAGCGGAAAGUUCAACUACCACCUAGCAUCCUCCUUUCGCCAUUUCCCCGGAAUCGGAGCAGGGCGGACAGGAUCACCCCUGUGAGCUGGUCACCAUCCUUUUUUGGGAUGGCUGUUGCUUUAAAGACAAUCGGUAGUUUUUGUAACACACAGCAGCAGUGUCUACAUUCAACAAGAGAUCGGAUUUUGUACGGUUAUUCCCAUUCAAAUACCAAAGAAUGCAAAAGCAAGAAUGCAAAAAGGCCUGCUCCACUGUGUGUUAAAGCUACUUCCACGAAAGUGGAACUGGAUUUCAGCGAUCCAUCUUGGAAGCAGAAGUUUCAGGAAGACUGGGAUGAGCGUUUUAAUUUGCCACGUAUUACAGAUAUAUAUGAUGAUUUGAAACCAAGGCCAACUACAUUCUCACUCAAGAAAAAGAGGACCCCUAGAAGUGAUGAAGAUAGUACACCGAUGGAUAUGUGGAAUGGCUACGUGAACAAUGAUGACCGAGCACUUCUGAAGGUGAUAAAGUAUUCCUCACCUACUUCUGCUGGAGCAGAGUGCAUUGAUCCUGAUUGUAGCUGGGUCGAGCAAUGGGUGCAUCGUGCAGGGCCUCGUAAGGAAAUAUACUAUGAGCCAGAGGAAGUAAAAGCUGCUAUAGUUACUUGUGGAGGUCUCUGCCCUGGAUUGAAUGAUGUCAUCAGACAGGUAGUAUUCACCCUUGAGACCUAUGGGGUUAAGAAUAUUGUUGGGAUUCCAUUUGGUUAUCGUGGAUUUUUCGAAAAAGGCCUAAAAGAAAUGCCUCUUUCACGUGAUCUAGUGGAGAAUAUUAAUCUUGCUGGUGGAAGUUUUCUAGGAGUCUCUCGUGGAGGAGCUAAAACUAGUGAGAUUGUGGAUAGUAUACAGGCCAGAAGAAUUGAUAUGCUUUUUGUACUUGGUGGAAAUGGUACCCAUGCAGGAGCAAAUGCUAUCCAUGAUGAGUGCCGUAAGAGAAAGCUCAAAGUUUCAGUUGUAGCAGUUCCAAAGACCAUUGACAAUGAUAUACCUUUGAUGGAUAAGACAUUUGGUUUUGAUACUGCGGUGGAAGAAGCUCAACGGGCCAUUAACUCCGCCUAUAUAGAGGCACGUAGCGCAUACCAUGGUAUCGGUUUGGUCAAAUUAAUGGGAAGAAGCAGCGGCUUCAUUGCAAUGCAUGCUUCCCUUUCAAGUGGGCAGGUUGAUAUCUGCUUAAUACCAGAGGUCCCGUUCACGCUAGAUGGAGAAUAUGGUGUUUUACAGCACCUUGAGCAUUUAUUAGAAAACAAGGGCUUCUGUGUGGUUUGUGUUGCUGAAGCUGCAGGACAAGAAUUAUUGCAAAAAUCAGGUGCAACUGAUGCAUCAGGAAAUGUAAUACUUAGUGACAUUGGUGUUCACAUGCAACAAAAGAUUAAGAUGCAUUUCAAGGGUAUUGGUGUUCAUGCUGAUGUGAAAUACAUUGAUCCAACAUACAUGGUCCGGGCAUGUCGCGCCAAUGCAUCUGAUGCAAUUUUGUGCACUGUACUUGGACAAAAUGCUGUCCAUGCAGCCUUUGCUGGGUUCAGUGGCAUCACUUCCUGCAUUUGCAACACUCACUACGUCUACCUCCCCAUUACAGAAGUCAUCACAUCACCUAAGCGUGUGAACCCUAAUAGCAGGAUGUGGCACCGUUGUCUCACGUCCACUGGCCAGCCGGACUUCCACUGACCACUUUGUCUUCAUUGGGUAACCAAAUCGUUGAGCAUUACUCUUUUGCUGAUGUGCUACCAACAUGGUCACCAGGAUGAUAGUCGACAAAAGUGUGAUGCUGAGAUAGUGAGAUGAAACUUGAUUAACUUCUUUGCAAGAAAUUUCUUCAUUGGUGUGAUUGUCCAAACACCAGAGUCUUAACUAUGCCGCAUCUCGAUGCUCUUGCAGUACCAUGUAAUGCCACAGAUCUGUGACGGGAAUAAUAAAUGUAUUUGUCUUCUUCUGUGUUUCA
Brachypodium distachyon (stiff brome) is the source of this 2086-nucleotide messenger RNA. Its product is annotated as ATP-dependent 6-phosphofructokinase 5, chloroplastic. Gene Ontology annotation, molecular function: ATP binding; 6-phosphofructokinase activity. The record is from RefSeq and is a predicted model, not a curated record. NCBI's taxonomy places the organism in Eukaryota, Viridiplantae, Streptophyta, Magnoliopsida, Poales, Poaceae. Gene Ontology annotation, biological process: glycolytic process; fructose 6-phosphate metabolic process. The coding region runs from base 220 to 1812 and encodes 530 amino acids. The transcript has 14 exons. Gene Ontology annotation, cellular component: cytoplasm.